Messenger RNA from Ylistrum balloti, 555 nucleotides. RefSeq lists its product as uncharacterized. NCBI's taxonomy places the organism in Eukaryota, Metazoa, Mollusca, Bivalvia, Pectinida, Pectinidae. The record is from RefSeq and is a predicted model, not a curated record. The coding region runs from base 93 to 491 and encodes 132 amino acids. The transcript is spliced from 5 exons.
AAAGUGUAUAAUUGUGAAUAGGACUGUUGUGGAAGAGGACCAGUGGAAAGAAGGGAAAAGAAAGACAAUAGGACAGCGGAACUGAAAUCGAAAUGGAGAGAAAGGCUUGGUUUUUUCUGGUUCUGUUAUAUGUCGGCAUACACACCAACAACUGCCAGAACUAUAUCUCGUUCAAUUACCAGACCGAUAAAAGUCUGUCUCAGCCAUUUUUUCUCAACUUCACUAUACCCGACAUGUUUUCCUGCUUUUCGCUCUGUCAGCAAAUCAUCAAGUGUGGUUCUGUCAGUUUUGAUACAAGUAACAAGGUUUGCGAGAUGAACGCAAAGAAUUCAACCAGCGGAUCGGUGACCGCCAGUUCCGGGUACCUGUUCACUGACGUCACUUCCUCAACGACAUUUGCCGGUGGAUGUGCUGACAGUAACUGUGAAGAUACUGACAUCUGUAUCCUGGACCAGGAUGGGAACAAAAGUGGAUGUGCAAGUACAAUAUAAUCGAUCGCACGGACUUGCUUGCUGACCGCUGGUGUCCUUGUCUGGGUUUAGUAUUGUGUGUAUG